AACCGAAAUCAUGGUGCCAACAUGCUGUCUGACUCUGCUCCAGAACCACAGGGGUCGGUGGAGGACAUUCUUUCGUCCAGGUAUUCAGCUGCACAGGAGCUUGACAGAUAAGAGUGACGGCGGUUGGUGGAGCUCUGUGUUUGGACACAAUGUGGAUGCGAGAAAAGAUGCCCACUCCAAUCUGCUGUCCAAGAAAGCAACCAGUGGCCUUUACAAAAUCCAGUUUCACAAUGUCAAGCCCGACUGUCUGGAGGCCUACAAUGAGCUAUCAAUGGAGGUUCAAAGAGAGCUGCACAAUGAUCCAGAUUAUCCCUGUGAAGUUGUGGGAAGCUGGAACACGUGGUACGGAGACCAGGACCAAGCAGUGCAUCUCUGGAGAUACUAUGGUGGAUAUCCAGCUCUGAUGGAAUGCUUGAACAAACUCAGAGGCAACAAGGCGUAUCUUGAGUUUCGCAAAGAGAGGAGUAAGAUGCUGAUCUCUCGGCAGAACCAGCUGCUUCUCGAGUUCAGCUUCUGGAACGAUCCUGUACCCCGACCUGGACCAAACAUAUACGAACUGAGAACUUACAGAUUAAAGCCGGGCACGAUGAUAGAAUGGGGAAAUCACUGGGCUCGAGCAAUCAAAUACCGCCAAGAGAACAACGAAGCAGUAGGAGGAUUUUUCACUCAGGUUGGAGAGCUGUAUGUCGUUCACCAUCUUUGGGCGUAUAAAGACCUGCAGUCCAGAGAGGAGACGAGGAACCUGGCAUGGUUCAAAGAAGGCUGGGAUGUCAGUGUACAUUACACAGUACCCUUAAUCCAGAGUAUGGAGUCAAGGAUCUUGAUCCCUACAAACAGCUCACCUCUGCAGUGACUCACAAGCUGGCAGUGUGUCUCGGUGAUGAUCCUAUGGAUUCUCCUCUCCUCUGAACUGCAAUAAACCUGCACCUGACAGCUUCAGCCACAAGAACAAUCAAUUACACCAUCAUUUGUGUGUUAUAAAAUAUUGAAUGAAAAACGAAUGCUCCUGUAAAUUCAGUUUUUAAUCAAUAUCAGUUGUUUACUUUGGAUUAUCAUGGAGUACAGCUCGGACAGGGCUACGAAUUAGAGGUAUCAGCUGCAGUCAAAUUUACUGCCUUAUCUUUGCAUAAGACAUUUGCACAGAUCUUUUUUUAGGCUGCAGUGGAGCAGGGUAAUGUGUGAAGGAAAACAGCUGUGCAGGAAAACUACUGCAGUCAACAAUAAAAAUGUUGUGACCAAA
This is a messenger RNA of Neoarius graeffei (lesser salmon catfish), 1240 nucleotides long. It is a transcript of the gene nipsnap1, whose product is annotated as nipsnap homolog 1 (C. elegans). NCBI's taxonomy places the organism in Eukaryota, Metazoa, Chordata, Actinopteri, Siluriformes, Ariidae. The transcript is spliced from 10 exons. The coding region runs from base 11 to 853 and encodes 280 amino acids. Gene Ontology annotation, cellular component: mitochondrion. The record is from RefSeq and is a predicted model, not a curated record.